AUGCCAAACCUUUUUCCAGAAUCGGAUAACCAGUUAUUAGAAUUAUUAUCUCCAGCAAUACGAAAAAAAAUUAUUGACCCAUCUACAAAAAAUAAAUGGGCCGAAUCACUUGAAUAUAUGCAGCGUAGAAUUGAAAAUAUAAUUAUUCCGGAUGGGUUUGCCGAUACAGCAUCAGGAUGUUUUGUUAUGAAUAAAGCACUAAAUGAGGCAUUAGGAUGGAAUCUUGGGAUGGCACUAAAUUUUUCCCUUAGACAUAAUUCUGAUCAUAUAACGAAAUUAGAAGGAGAACAUAAGGAUAUACCAAUAUCUAUAAAAUAUAAAAAUAAAUGGGUUACUGAAACAGAACAUGUUGUUGUUAUUAAUGAUGGAAAACCCAAUUACCUUCUUUGUUUAGAAAUGCCAUGGAUUCGAAAAGUUCAAGAAAUUCUAGAUACAAACAAAAAUGAAUUUCGAAUGAUAGUUCGUGGAAAAUCUUAUAUUAUUCUAACCUUUACUAAGCCAAUUAAGGAUAAUGUUUUAUCAAGCCUUUAUACAACAGUGAUUCAGGAUAAUAAUUCAAAAAAUCAAACUUUCAAUUCUUCUACCAAGAUCGAUACUAAAGAGGAGCCAGCAUCUAAUGAAGAAAAAGA
Molecule: messenger RNA, 629 nt
Organism: Dentiscutata erythropus
Lineage: Eukaryota; Fungi; Glomeromycota; Glomeromycetes; Diversisporales; Gigasporaceae
Source: the annotation of a GenBank genome assembly